GUGUUUUAUUCUGCGCUCCCGGGCGAGGUGCACAGGUCCCGCAGAUGGGGGCUGGCGAAGUCGCGCCCAGGAUAGAGGGAGGUUUUUGGGGUGGGGGUUGGCUGAGUGAGGUGGCAGAUGAGCAGGCCCCCCAGUGCAGAUCGGGCUCGAGUGGCUGUGUCCGGAGUUGCUUAUCGCACCAGCGGUCUGCUGCCUUUUCUGGGAAACGCCAGGGGCCUCAGUCUCUGUCAUGCGGGGAGGGGUCUGACUUGGCAGAGGGGCAUUAAUUGGCUUCUGGGGACGGGUCUGACUCGACAGAGGGGUAUUUUUGGCUCCUGGCCGCUUUGACCAUGCCCAUAGCUGACCUAACAUUCCGGCCUUUUUGGUUAUAAAGGGGCGACGAGGUCAUUCUUACUGCUUCCUGCUGAUAAGGGGGCGGAGAGGGUACUAGGCCUGGUCCAUGAUGGGAGGGCUUGUGGGCAGCCGGGAGUGUGGGUGGAGUGGGAGCUGGUUCACUGUAACUCUGGACAUCUCGUGGAGGCAGUUCUGUAGAAAGUUUAAAAAACAGGGGGCCAUUAGAAGCAGGAGACUGAUUAGGACGAGUGGGCCUAUUAGCGGCACUACCCAUGUAGUCAGGGGUGAUUGCCACGAAUCUGAGGGAGGGCUGGUGGACCCUCUCCGGCGCCGGAGCUCCUCUUGUAACUUAUUCAGGGUCUGCACGUUUUCCUUGACCAAUCUGGACUCGUUGAUGUAGUAACAGCAUUCUUCCCGGAGGCAGAGGCAGGUUCCUCCUUUUUCAGCUGUUAGCAGGUCCAGAGCUCGUCGGUUCUGCAAGGCAACUUGGGCUACAGAGGUUAGUUGUCACUGGAGCGACGCGAUGGAGGUUGAGGAGGCUUCUAUGGCAACCUGUAGGCCUGUCUCCAAGUCCUGGGCAGAGUGGACGCUGUGCCUGAGAGCACCAGCACCUAAACCGGCAGCUACAAAGGAGGAGGCUAGGGAAACCCCUAGAAUAAGGGGUGGGAAAGCAGCCCUCUUUUGAACAGGAGUGGAAAUUUUCUCGUAGUGAGGCUGCAGUUCUGUGAAUUCAGCCUGGCUGUGGAGCAUUAGUUGGGGGGCUACGGUGGUCGGAAUGCAGGGGGUCGGGGAAGAGGUAUUUAUGCACCUGGUGAGAAUCUUGUCGCACCAGAAGAAUGUGCCAGAGGGAGCCUGAAGAGCAGACGAGAGUGGUCGGGUUGUAUUGCAUGAGGACUGGUUAGAACCACCGUAGCAUAUGGGCAAGGUGAGGUUAGGUGGGGGAAGGUAUAAUGGUAUCUUGGCGAUGGGGGAAGGGCACUGUCCUGAGUUGUUACUAGGGGCGAACCGUGUUAAAGGUACAGCCGCCAAAAGGGGGCAUUGCAGAGACGCACAGAGAAAACAAUCAGUUAUGUUAGGAAAUCCAGAGAUAUUAAGGAGGGUAGCCGGAUUAAGAGAGGGAGAUUGGGUGAGGGUAAUAUCAGGGUUUUCCAGAAAUAGGAGGUGGAACUCUUGUGUCCGGGAGGAGGCAAUGAGAGAGAGAGAGCGGUAGGAGAGCAAGUCCUGUAGCCGAUGGGUGGAAAACACCUGCAAUGGUUGUUGGAGGCAAAUUUUUUGGGCCUCCUUGGUAAGAACAGCUGCUGCAGCCAGGACACGGAGGCAAGGCUGCCACCCCCGGACCGUGGGAUCGAGUUGUUUGGACAGGGGGAGGGAGUGGUGCCAGGAUGUCAGAUGAAGUCGCUCCUUUAUUUAAACUAUAAAACCCAAUGUGGGGACAAGAAACCAAACCUGCAAACAGAGGAACCUACCCAUAACGAGCAAGACAGACCAAAACGAGAGGCGGAGUAUCUGAGGGUGCUUGUCUGAGAGUCAGAAACACUGCUGGGCUCUAAUUAACAAAAUACUGACCGGACAUGGCUACAAAGUCAGGACCUCCCACACAAGGCAAAACGUGGCCCUUGAGAAAGCGAGACUCUACACUGUGUGGUGGCCACAGCCUCCAGGGACCUCGGACAUGAAUUCUUGGGAAACCAGACGAAAGUGGCAUUUACGCCUGACAGCAGUGAGAUCCAGUGUUUACGUGAUUCUAUGAAGGCAAAUAUUUUUCAACCCAGGGGAGGCCUCACUCACAUCCCAUCCUGAGUCCAAAUGUUCUCUGCCUGGAAGAGACCAAUGUUCCUGUCUGUUCAUGAGGACCCAGUGCCCACCGUGGCUUCCUUCAGCGCUGAAAUGCUCAACUUCACCUCGCAAGUCUUCCUCCCUAAUCUCAGCGGGACCCCGUCACAGAGCAGCAGCUGCGUCCACUCCGAGCUGUUGGGCUGGCUCAACACCAUCCAGCCCCCCUUCCUUUGGGUUCUGUUCGUGCUGGCGGCGCUGGAGAACAUCUUCGUGCUCAGCGUCUUCUGCCUGCACAAGAACAGCUGCACAGUGGCGGAGAUCUACCUGGGCAACCUGGCGGUGGCCGACCUCAUCUUGGCCUGCGGGCUGCCCUUCUGGGCCAUCACCAUCGCCAACAACUUCGACUGGAUCUUCGGGGAGGUCCUGUGCCGCAUGGUGAACACCAUGCUCUACAUGAACCUGUACAGCAGCAUCUGUUUCCUGAUGUUGGUGAGCAUCGACCGCUACCUGGCCCUGGUGAAAACCAUGUCCGUGGGCCGGAUGCGCGGCGUGCGCUGGGCCAAACUCUACAGCCUGGUGAUCUGGGGGUGCACGCUGCUCCUGAGCUCGCCCAUGCUGGCUUUCCGGACCCUGAAGGAGUACGGAGCCGAGGGCCACAACGUCACCGCGUGCGUCAUCACGUACCCGACGCGCGCCUGGGUGGUGUUCACCAACGUCCUCCUGAACUGCGUGGGCUUCCUGCUGCCCCUGACGGUCAUCACCUUCUGCACCGUGCAGAUCCUGCAGGUGCUCCGCAACAACGAGAUGCAGAAGUUCAAGGAGAUCCAGACGGAGAGGAAGGCCACGGUGCUGGUGCUGGCCGUGCUGCUGCUGUUCGUCGUCUGCUGGCUGCCCUUCCAGGUCAGCACCUUCCUGGACACCCUGCAGCGCCUGGGCGUGCUCUCCGGCUGCUGGCAGGAGCACGUCAUCGACGUCCUCACGCAGGUCUCCUCCUACGUGGCCUACAGCAACAGCUGCCUCAACCCGCUGGUGUACGUGAUCGUGGGCAAGCGCUUCCGCAAGAAGUCGCGCGAGGUGUACUGGCGACUGUGCCAGAAAGGGGGCUGCAGGGCAAAGCCCAGCCAGAUGGAGAGCUCCAUGGGCACGCUGCGGACCUCCAUCUCAGUGGAACGCCAGAUUCCCAAAUUGCCACGGUGGGUGGGGAGCAGCCAGUGAGCAGAUGCCAGCAGGUCUGUGGCUGCCGUGCGUGAGGGGUGAUAGAUGGUAGCUCUUCUGGAUGUGCCCAGCAAGGCGUGGACGGCAUCCCACGUGUGACCUUGGGCACUGAGGCGCUGUCUCCGAUAAACACGGGAGCGUGAUUCCUGCCCUUCCCAGGUUGCAGUGGGCACAGCUGUGAGGAUGGAGAGACCCCGAGCACAGCCCCGGGCUCCAUGAACACGGCAGCAUCACUGUUCUUAUUUGCUGCCACUCCUGGGCCCUUCUGCUCCUUCCCAGGAGCAGAGGGGACCUGGGGCAGGAACAAGGGCUACUGAGCUUCCCUCCCACGUGGUGUUCCCCCGUGCUGCAGCUCGCCAGCUGGGCUGCAAUGGCUGGGAGCACACAGGGUGCCUGGCUGAAUGGUCGCCUUGGAUUUCUUUAACCCACUCGGCUAGGAGUUCGGAGGGUGACUUCUCACAUUCAGGAAGGUGAAGCUCUGAGGGUCCCUGGUGAGAACCCAAAGAUCAGGGCUGUGUCGCUCCCCUCACCAAUGCACAAGGUGGUUUGUGCUGAAGAAGCAUGUAGUAAGCCCUUAUCUGGCACUUGCUGUAUGCGUAGCAUUGAGCACUGAGGGUAAGAGGGAAGAAAGACAAAGUGCCAUCUCCCCCUUGAAGGAAACUGCAAACUCGCGUGGGGAUGACUGAGCACUGGAAACCACGCAAAGCCUUUGUGCGGGGAGGAGCCUGACGCCCCCGCUCAGCCCGUAACCGUCAUCACCUUGAACCUGCCUCAGUCUGUUCCUCUGUAACCUGAGGCUGCGCGGAUUGAUUAAAGGAAGUAACCGACACAGAAGUACUUUGAAAAACAAAGGUGCUAUGUAAAUGUGAGGCAUUAUUACACACACACACACACACACACACACACACACACGGAACCUGGAGGCCCAGGAGAGUUUGGCUGGCCAAGAACCCGGCAAUCCUAACUGAUCCAGCUCCAGGUUUUAAAACAAAAAAGGUCAAAAAGAUUCCCUCCCCGUUCCAGCCUUUUUUUUUUUACCACCAACCACACUCCUCUGCCUCGAUAAGGGUACACACUGGUAGCCGGAGAAAGAAAGGGGGACCAUUCGGUAUUAGGAUGGAGCCAAAGCACACGCAUAUUGUGAGUGGGGUAAAAAAAGGAGGCUGUGCUCUGUCAUGUGUGGCCCUCAUUCAUCAGCGGGUGCGUGGUGGUCUGAGAUCUUCUAUGAGCUGAGCUGUGUCACAGCCCCGGGCUCCUAACGGUCAUUUCUGGGUCCACUGUGGUUUGCGGAGCAGUCAGUCUGCGGGAGGGGAGCCACCUUGGGGGUUGUGUGGAUACCUCCAUAAAGAACAUCUGUCCUGUGAAAGCCCCAAAGCACUGUUAUACUGUAAAGAGGGAGCAUUUCACAUACAGUGAGAGGUGGAUGUAAACAUGUGUCUUUUCUGUACAGCAUAAUAAAUGGAUGAGGAGUCUUUGCAUGGCUCUUUCUUG
This is a messenger RNA of Rhinolophus ferrumequinum (greater horseshoe bat), 4815 nucleotides long. It is a transcript of the gene BDKRB2, whose product is annotated as bradykinin receptor B2. Gene Ontology annotation, biological process: immune response; vasoconstriction; neutrophil chemotaxis. Gene Ontology annotation, cellular component: membrane. The record is from RefSeq and is a predicted model, not a curated record. Gene Ontology annotation, molecular function: bradykinin receptor activity. Bases 2140 to 3324 code for a protein of 394 amino acids. The transcript has 5 exons. Lineage: Eukaryota; Metazoa; Chordata; Mammalia; Chiroptera; Rhinolophidae.